GCCAACCGUCGUUAAACCCCGAAGAAGAAGUUAACAGCACAGAAGUUAAUAACGAAAUGGCUUCGCUUCCUUUCGUUCGAGGGGCUCUACUCGUGUCGUUUUCGGUUCUUUUGACUGUAGUUCUGGGGUUCGGACUCCCAGCGUUGCUGAAUGCUGUCGCUAAAUGCUGUGGUUUUCCUGAGACCAGUGUGUCAGAGUGCAUAGUCGGGGUGUAUUUCAUUUUUGUACUCUAUGUCGCGACACCACGGAUACCCAGAGGAACGAUAGAGGUAAAGGGAAAGGCAGUAUUCAUCACAGGCUGUGACAGUGGUUUUGGUCAUGCCACGGCUAAGCACCUCCACAAACUGGGCUUCACUGUCUUCGCUGGAUGUCUGUUCAAGGAUAAGGGUGGGGAAGGGUCCAAGGAGCUGGAGGAGAUGCAGUCAGAUCGGAUGAAGGUGGUUCAGCUGGAUGUCUGCAGUGAGGAGCAGGUGAACAGAGCUGUGGACUACGUCAACACACACCUGGACGACUCACAGAGAGGUCUGUGGGCGGUGCUGAACAACGCAGGUGUGUCUACGUUUGGAGAGGUGGAGUUUACGACCAUGGAGACGUACCGACAGGUGUCAGAGGUCAACCUGUGGGGGGUUAUCAGGGUCACCAAGGCCCUCCUGCCCCUCAUCCGUAGGGCCAAAGGUCGUGUGGUCAACCUGGCCAGUAUGUAUGGGCGGAUGGGCAAUGCCCUGCGUUCUCCAUACUGCGUAUCUAAAUAUGGCGUGGAAGCGUUCUCCGACUGUCUACGUUACGAGAUGAAGGCCUGGGGGGUCAAGGUCUCCGUCAUCGAGCCGGGGAACUUCAUUGUGGCAACGGGCAUCCUGACCCGGGACAUUGUGGCGACCACUGCUGAUAAACUGUGGCGCGAGGCGCCCCCUGGUGUCCAGGAGGACUAUGGCCACGCCCACUUCGACAAACACAUGGCUCUGAUGAGGUCAUACUGUAGCAGCGGACAGAAAGAUGUCCAGCCCGUCCUAGAUGACAUCACCGACGCCAUCACGUCACGCCGCCCGUUCACGCGCUAUAACCCCAUGGAGCCUCACUGGUGGAUCAGGAUGCAGGUGAUGACACACCUACCGGCCGCCAUCUCCGACCGUCUCUACUUCUGAACUGGAGGAUCCCUGUCUCUGAUCGUCUCCAUACGUACAGUGUAUCCUAUUGCAUUAGGGUUCCGUUCCACUUUAGUGUCUAAAAUUGGGGAAUUCCCUAUGGAAAAUUACAAGCGAUCGAUUCUCAAUAUGUUAAAUCUAAUUUGAAUGAAUUUCCUGACUUGACUGAUUUAACAAUUUCUGUUCUUCUUGGAUCAUGAGGUCCAAGGCCCACUGCUGUAGCUAAGGAUUCCUUCACACUGGAAAUCUCAGUGAUUGAGCCAUUUUGAACACUAUGCACUAUUGUCCUAUCUACAAUAUAUACGUUAUUCACCCCCUUGGAAACGGGAUCUUUUCUUCUUCUUAAGUAAUACAUGAAGCUGUAAUAUUCAAGUGAUGAAGCCGAUGUUUGGAGGUUAUAUUGGCGCGGGUGUUAGGCCCGAGGUGAACACCAGCUCCCAGGGCAUUAUCACUUUUAUGCGGGUUAUUAACAUAUUUUCAUAAACAUUACUUUGAUGAAUUUACUCAUACAGUUUCAUCCUUCCACGAGAUAUAGUCCCGACGCAAAUCUAGGGUUGCUACCCAAGCCGGCUGGUUGGUCAUUCUAUCGGUUCGGGUUGCCAGAGACGCGACCCAGUCGUUGUCCUUUUGUUCUGUGUAUAGGGACGCGACCCAGUCGUUGUCCUUUUAUUCUGUGUCUAGGGACGCGACCCAGUCGUUGUCCUUUUGUUCUGUGUCUAGGGACGCGACCCAGUCGUUGUCCUUUUGUUCUGUGUCUAGGGACGCGACCCAGUCGUUGUCCUUUUGUUCUGUGUCUAGGGACGAGAACCAGUCGUUGUCCUUGUUGUUCUGUGUCUAGGGACGAGACCCAGUCGUUGUCCUUUUGUUCUGUGUCUAGGGACGAGACCCAGUCGUUGUCCUUUUGUUCUGUGUCUAGGGACGAGAACCAGUCGUUGUCCUUUUGUUCUGUGUCUAGGGACGAGACCCAGUCGUUGUCCUUUUGUUCUGU
Messenger RNA from Oncorhynchus mykiss (rainbow trout), 2130 nucleotides. NCBI's taxonomy places the organism in Eukaryota, Metazoa, Chordata, Actinopteri, Salmoniformes, Salmonidae. The record is from RefSeq and is a predicted model, not a curated record.